GAUUUUGGGGCCCGCAUUCAGAAAUCCGCGAUUGGUUCAGUAAGGGAUUCUAAAAGAUCCGAAAAUGAAGCUACUACCCACAGUUUUCCUGGUGGUGACAGUGUGUUCUUUCGGCGCUUCGAUUGACCUGUUAUGUCCGUUGAAAUGGCCCAAUUGCGGUUUGACCGUCCAGAACAUCGUUUGCGAACGCGGCGAAACCUGCCCCACGGAACCCGGCUGCGAGAAAAUCGAACCCGACGAAGAAUUCUUGAAGUUUAUCCUGCACGAGCACAACAGAUUGAGGAACGAAAUCGCCACGGGCAAAGAAACCCGAGGAAACACCGGCCCGGCGGCCAACAUGAAUGCCCUCUCCUACGACAAGGGCUUGGAAUUCACCGCUUCUUGUAACGCCAACAUGUGCAAAUUCCAACACGACAAGUGCAGGGCGACCAAAAAGUUCCCCAACGCCGGGCAAAACUUGUUUUACGCCAGCGGAAAUCAAUCCGAGCUGAGAGGGGCCGUGGCCGCUUGGUUCGAGGAAAUAACAUUGAACACUCCAGACGUUAUCGAUAAAUUUCCUAAAGAUCGCGACAAUAUCAGCCGCUUUAUCCAGACCAUUUGGGCCACAUCGACCCAUAUAGGGUGCGCCCAAGCGAAGAAAACCGGCGAAACUGAACAAUACGUGCUUGUCUGCAACUAUGGUCCUGGUGUGGAAGUUGGUAAAAGCGUUUACGAGAAGGGAGAAGUUUGCUCCAAGUGUCCCGAGUCUGUAAAGUGCAACGAGCAGUAUCCUGGACUAUGCGGUGAGGCGGAUGAAAGUCCAUUGAACACUCCAAAAGAACCUCCUAUAGGAGAAAUUUCGAAUGACAAAGAUGCUGCUGCAGGUGUGGGAGUAGGAGGUGCACCAGGAAUGGGAGGUUUCGGAGGGAUGGGAUUCGGCAUGGGCGCAGGUGGAGGUGGAAGUGGAUCUCAAAGCGAACAAGACAAAAAUAACGAAAAAAAGAAAAAAACUACUAAACAGCAAGAGUCUACCAUAACAACAACAUAUAGUACAAAUUCUACUUAUGAAUCUACCACCAAUCUAACUACUGAAUCAACGAGCGAAUCGCCGUUUUCCACAACCCUUGAUCCUGAAAACAGUACAAGAAGGCACGAUAUCGGCCAUUUCACGCAAAUGAUUUGGGCGAAAACCACCCACAUAGGAUGCGCCAUGGCGAAAUCUUUCAACCAACAGGAGAAUGUAGAAGAAUACUAUCUGACAUGUAAUUACGCGCCUCAGGGAAACAUGAUCGGAAAGACCGUGUACGAAAGAGGCACGGGUUGCUCCAAAUGUCCCAAGUCGAGAAAAUGCAACCUUAAAUAUCCUGGGCUAUGCGGAGACGUCCAUGAGACUCAAAUAAAACAAGGAAGUCGGGGCGCAACAAUGAAUGAAGAUAGUGUAACAGCAGAGAGUGGAUCAGUAGCUAGUGCAGCAACUGGAGGUGUAACUGAUAGGGGUGUAACCGAAGAGGGUGUAACUGAAAAGGAUAUAACUCAAGAGGAUGCGCCAAAAGAAAGUGCAAUAGCACAGAAUGCAACAGAAAAUGCAAUAACAGGAAAUUACACUACCGAUAGUAGUGCUGAAAAUGGGACAGUAACACAGCAGUCAGUUGAAACUACUACACACAACUCGGCAUCAAUUAUUAAUUCAUGUCUUCAUUUAGUAAUUGCAAUUAUUCUUGUUGAAUUAUUAAAGGAUUAAUCCUUCAAAUCUAUUAAUAUUUAAUUUCAUAAACACAGAAUAUAUGAGCUUAUAGGUAAUGUGUAAAUUUUAAUUUCUUUGAUAUACAUAAAUGCAUACAUGUAUGUU
Messenger RNA from Phyllotreta striolata, 1828 nucleotides. The record is from the annotation of a GenBank genome assembly. NCBI's taxonomy places the organism in Eukaryota, Metazoa, Arthropoda, Insecta, Coleoptera, Chrysomelidae.